UCCCCUGCAAAUAUAUACAAACAUGACCUCUUGGCAGGCUGGAAAACAAGUAUGAACUCUGGGACGAUUGGUACAUAAAACUCGGCAGUUUAGACAAGGGGAUCCAAUGGCAAGCAAGGGAAGAUUGUCAGAUGACCAGAAGAACCAACUAGAACAAUGGAUUGGACAGGGCCACAAGGACUUUGUGUUGCUGUUCAGCUUUUCCAUAGACGGCGGAACAGCAAGUGCUUUCCACAACAAGUGCAACAACCAAGGUCCUACAGUCACUGUGAUACACAAUGAGCACAAGUCCGUGUAUGGGGGAUACACUAGCCAGUCGUGGACAUCAUGCGAUGACAAUGUGACCGACCAGCAGGCAUUUCUCUAUCAGCUGCAGUUUUCUGGAGAUAUUAAAUGUAAUAAAUUCCCAGUAUCCAAUCAUUCGCGGGCAUUAAUUGAUGUGGCUGGUUGCGGACCGAUUUUCGGGCGCGGUAGACAUGAUUUGUGGACGUUCAACAGUGCCACAAAGAUCGGAGGCUUUUACAAAUUGGUUGGUAGUAGGAAUGGUUUUGGAACCGACUACAACGUAAGCGGUACAAAAGCAACACAAGUCAACAAUGACACAAAAAGCGUUGAAGAACUGGAGGUUUAUAAAGUCGUUGAUUGCAGUGGGAACUGUGCUCGCCAUGUUGUACCGAAACCUAUAGAAGAAAAGCCAUGGCGAAAAACGACCCAAUGGAGUCAGAAGAAAAUGCUGGAGGACAUAGCUUCUCUUAAGCCAGUAUCUGGGCUCGGCGUAAAUGACUUCCGGAUUGCAAUGUUUGGGCCGGUGGGAGAGGGAAAGUCCAGCUGCGUCAACAGUCUGUUGUCAACGUUUGCUGGUAGAAUAUCACAGCGAGCGUCUACGGGGUGUGGCAGAACAGGCACGACGACAUUGUACACGCCAUAUCCACUGAAGUCCAGUUCUGGGUCAUCGGCAAACAUUCGAGUUUAUGAUACUCCUGGAUUUACUGAAGCUUCUGGAUUGGAUCUGAUAGAUUUCUAUCACAUAUUAGAGGGGCAUGUUUGCGAUCACUUUAUGAUGCAUCCAGUCAUGAUGCAGGUAGUGGCGGAUCAACACCCACAUGCUCAUCCGAGACCACAAAGUCUUCCAAGUCAACUGAAGAAUCAUUGGUUUCACCCAUCAACCCACAUCACAUGGAAGUCAGAGAAGUUUGUUCAGAAACCAACAAUGAGCCAUCGUAUUCAUUGUGGAGCGAUCGUCAUUGGUGCUACGACGGUUGAUGCUUUCACAGAUGAAAACACGUCUAAACUGAAAGCACUAAAAUCUUUGAUGGACGAAAAAGGGAUCCCUUGUGUUGCCCUGCUGACCAAAAUCGACAAGAUUGCUCCUGAACUGGAGGACAACUGGAAGACGACCUUUAAAGAUCCAAAGGUCAAGGAGUGCGUGGAAAAAGCAGCGACCGUCAUUGGUAUCAGUAGAAACAACGUGCAUCCAGUGAAGAAUUACGAGAUAGAAGUAGAGGUCGACGAAGAUUUGAAUGUGCUGUCACUGUUGGCGUUGCGGCAAAUCAUACACCUUUCGAUGGAUCACAUGGAAAACGUGAAGUUGCGAGACGGCGGAAAUGAUGUUGCGGAGAGCGCGGAAGCGGUGGGGUCAGAUACCGCUUAAAUUACAAAGCAGUUUUUAUUAAGUAAUGUGAGAUGGAGUUAAUCUUGCAGGGUAUUCACGUGUUAGAACUAAUUCGGAUUCUUUAUUAUCAUUUUGCUAAUUCAUGGUUAAAGUUUAAUGAAUACAUUUGUAUGACACUUUAUUGUCUUGGUGACCUUUAGCACAAAAAGGGUGUCCGAUUGAUAGCUAGAGUGUGCUCGGGCGUCAAGCUUAGAAGGGGCAUAAUGACUUGCAAAUAAACCCUAUUGAAUUUACCGUCUGAAUUUCAAACGUCAGUGUCGCGGUGACCUUGAACACAAAAGACUUUAUCUGAAUAAUACUUAGUGUCUGUUCGGGCCUACGGUUUUCAAUCUUGAUAGGGAUUUUGAUCAUGACAAGCAGAUGAUCCCGAUUGAAAAUUAGGUCAAAUGACAUGGUCGCGGUGGCGGUGACCUGUACCCUUCUGAUUUUGUACUCAUUAGGUCAAAAGUCAUACUGGAAAAAUAUGUUUAACCACUUAAAUUAACGUUUAAGCAACUAUCUGUAUAACUCUAUAAAUGGUUUGGCCCAUAUUCUGAACUUUAUAUUAUCCAUUGAAUUAAUUAACUGGUGAAUUACUAUUACUACUAUACUUAAACGUGUAAGGAUGUUGGUCAUAACCUUAAAUUGCCCAACAUACAUAUAAUGCGAAUGACUAAUUGCCUGCCCUGAUGGAUGCUUACAUGUUUUACAAACAUCUUCUGUGCUCAAAUAAUAGCCUUCUGUCCGAUAAGGCCCAAUUAGGGGUAUUUGUCACGUUACUGUGACAGCUUAUGUUAGUUUUAAUUUGUAUUGUCUUGUACUUUAUAAGUAUGGCUUUGCCUUAAUACUAGUUUGUUUCAGUGUUUUAGUUGUCAGCUGACAGUUCAUUUAUUGUAUUACAUAUAUAAGUUUUUUUUAAAUUGUAUAUUUCUUGUUACAAAACCAAAAAAAAAACGAUCAGAAAAAGACAUUAACAAUGGUUAUAAGUUUGUUCAAUCUUUGCGUUAUAUGUUUAUAAUUUUCAAUAACGGACGCAUGUAACACUGUGUUUCUAAUGUGUACGUGUAAGAAUUCUAAUGAUUUUAUGAUACAA
Mya arenaria is the source of this 2744-nucleotide messenger RNA. RefSeq names its product interferon-induced protein 44-like. Lineage: Eukaryota; Metazoa; Mollusca; Bivalvia; Myida; Myidae. Bases 107 to 1651 code for a protein of 514 amino acids. The transcript has 8 exons. The record is from RefSeq and is a predicted model, not a curated record.